Miscanthus lutarioriparius is the source of this 753-nucleotide messenger RNA. NCBI's taxonomy places the organism in Eukaryota, Viridiplantae, Streptophyta, Magnoliopsida, Poales, Poaceae. The record is from the annotation of a GenBank genome assembly.
AUGGGUGAGAAAGGGGGCAAGGGUCUUUGGCUCUCUGCCCCUAGACAUGAGGUUAGCCUCGCCUAUGGUCCAAUGGUUUUUGCAGAGAAGAUGGUCUUGGCAGUGUUUGGGGGUCUGAUUGUGCUAUGGAUGACCAGGAACCUUACAGGUGACAUACCAGGGUGGGGAGCUCUCUUCCACAACAAUGUCGGAGAUGGAACAGUCACCAUCAUGAUGGCUACGCUGCUCUUCAUAAUUCCAAGCCGUAAGAACAAGGGCGAGAAACUGAUGGACUGGAACAAGUGUAGGAAGCUCCAGUGGGACAUUAUCCUCCUCCUGGGGGCAGUGUUCGCCAUUGCCGAAGGCUUCAGGUCAAGCGGCCUGACUGAUAUCCUCUCCGACGGGCUCCGGUUCCUGAAGGGUGCAGAGACGGCGGUCAUUGUACCUGUGGCCUGCAUCGUCAGUGGUGUCAUCACGGAGUUCACGUCUGACGAUGCGACCACAACGCUGGUGCUCCCUCUGUUCGCUGAAUUAGCGAAGGCGAUCAAUGUGCACCCAGCGUUGCUUAUGGUUUUUGGAGCAGUUGGGGCUCAGCUUUCGUACUUGUUACCUACUGGAUCGCCGUCAAACGUAAUUGGGUUCAGUACUGGCCACAUUACCAUCAAGGAUCUUGUGAUCACAGGACUGCCCCUGAAAGUUGUCGGAAUCGCAGCGCUGACAAUCUUGAUGCCAACUCUAGGAUCACAAGUUUUUAGCACAGACAUCAAGUUCUAG